Messenger RNA from Xyrauchen texanus (razorback sucker), 6400 nucleotides. It is a transcript of the gene wwc1, whose product is annotated as WW and C2 domain containing 1. Gene Ontology annotation, cellular component: cytoplasm. Gene Ontology annotation, molecular function: kinase binding; molecular adaptor activity. Gene Ontology annotation, biological process: regulation of DNA-templated transcription; regulation of hippo signaling; negative regulation of organ growth. The record is from RefSeq and is a predicted model, not a curated record. The transcript is spliced from 22 exons. Lineage: Eukaryota; Metazoa; Chordata; Actinopteri; Cypriniformes; Catostomidae. The coding region runs from base 836 to 4183 and encodes 1115 amino acids.
CCGAGCUUGACUACAGCGGGGAGAACCGCAUACAGCCACUUAAAGGAAAAUACAACAUUUGAAAACAAAUGAGAAUGAACCACGCUGCUUUUCAAAGACAUAGCUGAGAUGCCCCGGCUGUGAGAAGAUUGCAUCGACAAAAUGCGGAGUAUUCUGUGUGGAGUAACUAACUGUUUACGUUGCCUACACAACGAGAUUUUGGGCUAACAAGCUAGCACGGUUGUCGCUAAAACAUGGUGGGCAGACAUUGAGCAAAAAAAAAAAAAAAAACUAGACAGGCUCAAAUAUUUGCUAUCUGUUCUCUUUUCCAUGAUACAGGAAACUUUAUUCGGUUUGUUUUCUUUUUCACCUAGAGGGAUAUUUUGGAAUAAAACGUGCUUCUAACUGACAAAAACGCAUGAACGACUUGCUUUGAAAGUUUCUUGACGUUUCGCUCAAGUUAACCAUCCAUCACGAGCGUGAAUUGAUCAUCGCGAGCUCCGUGGUGAAAGACGAUUGACUGACCGAUGGAUCUCGCUCGCUGUUGACCGAUAAUGCACAAGAACCGUGGAGUUUAUUAUCAUGAUCACAACCGAUUCAGAGCAUCACAGCCUCAUCCAUUCAUUUAACACCAUUCACUCGAGAAAACAGUGCUCAAUGUUGGCCGAGGUGAAACUUUUGAACUCAUUGGACUGUCAUGGAUCAUACGGAAUAAAUAUCUUCCUGUGGUUAAUUAAUGGCACUUCCACUAUGCGUUGGGUUUAAAUUUGGACUACUCCACGCAAAGGAACACAUGGUUUGCCUUCAAAUCAAUUUAGAAGACUUGCAGGGCAAAAUACAUGGAGACUAGUUGGUCAUGCCAAGGAAGGAGUUACCAUUGCCAGAGGGUUGGGAAGAGGCCCGAGAUUUUGACGGGAAAGUCUAUUAUAUAGACCAUAUUAAUCAAACCACCAGCUGGAUUGACCCAAGGGAUCGGCAGACUAAGCCUCUGACCUUUGCCGACUGUAUUGGAGAUGAGCUGCCUGUGGGUUGGGAGGAGAUCUAUGACUCCCACAUUGGAGCCUAUUAUGUCGACCACAAUACUAAGAGUACGCAGCUGGAGGACCCGCGAGCGCAGUGGCAGCGUGAGCAGGAGCUCAUGUUGCGGGAUUAUCUGAGCGUGGUUCAGGAUGCAUUGAGCGCUCAGAAGGAGAUCUAUCAGGUCAAAGAGCAGAGACUUCAUCUGGCCCAGCAGGAGUAUCGGCAGCUAAAUGAUGCUUGGCGAGCCAAGUCUUCCUCACAGACCAGCUUAAAUUCCAGGUCCUCAUCAAGCAGUAAAUAUGACCCUGAAAUCCUCAAAGCGGAGAUUGUUACAGCAAAAAGCCGGGUAAAUAAGCUGAAGAGAGAUUUGGCAUGUAUGAGGCAAGAACUGCAAUAUAAAGAGCAAGGCUUUGAGACGUUGAAAGAAAUUGAUCACAAAGUGUCUAGUGCCUCACAUGGCUACAAACUCCAUGAGGCACAGGCCAUCCUGAAGGAGGUGAAGACCAUUAAAGAUGCCAUCAGCUCCGGGGAGAAAGAGAAACAGGAACUUAUGCGGAAACUGGCCGUGUUGAAGGAUGGUUUCCAGUUAGACUAUGGCUCUCAGUCUGAUCUGUGGGCCAGUUGUCCAUCCCUGGCAAACUCAAACCUCUCUCUGCCCCGCCUGUAUUCAGACGCAGAGUCUCAAACAGACAUACCUGCUGAGUUUGUAUCAAGCUCAAAUAAACUGGCUGAGAAGGUGCGACUGAGCCUGAAAUAUGAGGAGGCAAAACGAAGGAUUGCAAACAUUGAGGUCCAGAUCGCCAAACUGGACAGUGAGGCGUGGCCAGGCCUUCUGGACCCAGAGAGAGAUCGCCUGAUUCUCAUCAACGAGAAGGAAGAGCUGCUGAAAGAACUGCAGUAUGUAACUCCGUGUAAGCGCGCACCCAACGACGCAGAGAAGAUUGAGUCUGAGAAGAAACGACUGGAGAAGGACCUGCAGGCUGCACGAGACAAUCAGAGCAAAGCACUGACCGAGAGAUUGAGGCUGCACUAUAAGAGAAACAAACUUGUGAAGGAACUGGAGGAGACGGUGAGGUUGGCUUCUUCCCUACACACCCAGCUGAAAAGCCUGUCAGCCAGCACGCUGUCAUGUUCUUCGGGCAGCAGCCGUGGCUCGCUAACUUCCAGUCGAGGAUCCCUGGCUACCUCCAGCUUGGGCUCCACCUCAUCUCUCAGCUUUACUGACAUCUACCUGGAGCAGCCUGAGCUGGGCGACCCUGACUUCCAGAACAAACUGGACUCUAUUCUGCAGGAGGGAAGCACCUCUGGGUACAGGCCACCCAGUUCCAUCACCACCAUCCAUGAGAAUGAGGUGUCUUCAUCCUCCAGGCCAGUCAGCAGUGGGCUAGUUGUGGGUCAGCGAACUCAAGUACUGCGACUGUCGGAGACACCUCACUCAAUGAGCUCCCUAUCCCCACGUUCUUCGCUGUCUUCCUUGUCUCCUCCCUGCUCGCCCCUAGUCACUGAUGCUUCUUUUAUGUCGGGAGAGGUCUUCACGGGUCCGACUUCACAGUUGGACUUAGAUCUCCAGACCAGGUUGAUGGAGCUACGGCUGGAUGAAGACCAAGAACAGGGGCUGCUGGCUUACUGUGACAACAAACAAGACAUUAUUAUGGCCACAGUAGAGUCUUCAAAAGAUGCUGUUACGCAAAUGAGGGUGUCAGGGCCCGGAUCAAAGAAGGCGGGUGUAACAUCGGCUGUCUCUGAUGAAUCAGUAGCGGGAGACAGUGGGGUGUAUGAGCCUUCAGAGAAAAGCCCUGGGCUUCCUGCCGAGCAGCUGCUGUGUUAUGACGAUGGGAGCUCAUCAAGCAGUGCUCAGAUCAAACUCGGCCUGAAGUAUGAAGUGAAAGAGAAGAGGUUCACAGUGUUCAUCAUGCAGCUCUCCAACUGUAGUGCGCUCUCCCUGCCAGCCAACCAGAACAUAUAUGUUCGUGUGGUGGUGCUGCCAUGCUCUGAGCCCGUUCGCUGCCUGUUUCGCACCCACAGCUCUCUACCGCAGGACUCCUUAGAACUGAAGGAAGCGUUUGGACUGCAGAUGUCCUCCACUGCUCUCAGACACAAAACUCUCCGCAUUGACAUCUGCACUACUAGUAAAUCUGGCCGAGAGGAGUGUCUAGCUGGUGCUCAGAUCAGUUUGGCUGAUGAACAGUAUUCAGAGGAAUUCUACACCAAGUGCUACAACCUCCUCAACUACAUGUACCAGCCAGACAUGGACAGAAAGCACAAGGAGCCUGAUGCCUCCACUCAGCAGGAGCUGACUCCAGCUCCCAGCACUUCGGAAAGCUCAGCUGCACAUCUGGAUAACACACCUCUGGAGGACUGGCCUGCAGAGGCCCUGGAGGGUGAUGUGUUUGUGGAUGGAGAGGGCAGUGAUGGUGAGGAUAAUGAAGAGUUCUAUCCUGAUGACUGUCAUUGGGAACAGGAGGAAGAGGCGCUAAUGCCCGGGCCCUCAGCAGUCAUAACAGAGAAGGUAAAUAAGGAGACCAGUAUGGACGGUCUGCCCCAUUCUGUCUCUGUGGUUCGUCCCAAGGAGCGACGACAUGACGUCCAUCAACAAAAUCCGUUUAUGCGAGGAAACACCAUCAUCCGGUCCAAGACAUUUUCCCCUGGACCCCAGAGCCAGUAUAUCUGCAGAAUUAAUCGCAGUGACAGUGAUAGCUCCACGCUGUCGAAGAAAUCUCCCUUUGUCCGGAACGCUUCGGAGCGACGCAGUGUUCGAAUGAAAAAGCCACCGAUGCAGGUGAAAGGUCUGGACGGUCUCUUGCGCACCUCUCUGGAUCUCGAGCUGGACUUGCAGGUGACACGCACAAGGCAGAGUCGUCUGAACGAGGACCUGCAUGUGCUGCGGGAGCUAAAGGAGCAGUUGGAGAAAGCCCGGCAGCAGGGGCAACAAGUCCUGCCCACAUGGGUACAGGAGGAUGAACGCUUCCGGCUGCUACUCAAACAGGCAGAAAGACAGACCCAGGAGGAGCAGCUACUGGAAAAGAGGGUAGAGAAGAUGAUGCGAGCAGCAGCUAAGGAUGUGCACAAGAUCCGUGGACAGAGCCUCAAAGAGGUCCCUGGGGUUCAGUUCUUCAGAGAGAAGAUGGCCUUCUUCACCCGAGCGAAGAUAAAUGUUCCUGACCUACCAGCUGACGACGUGUAGAAAAUCUCAAGUAUUUCCGUCUUUACUGCUGUUUCCACGGAGACGCAACUGACGUCUGGCGGUAUCAUGAAGAAUUGUGUGAAAGAAAAAGUAUGUUGCCGCAGGAAAAUGUUAUUUUUGAACACUGGGUUUUAACUUUCAAAACCGAAAUUGUAUAGAUCCAUGUGUCGUUUUUCUUUUUCUUUUUAGCUAGAUUUCUUUUUCUAGUUGCAUUGUGUUCUGUUACUAAUACGAGUAAGUUGGUAUCUGUACUAGGUUUUUUAGUGGUCAUUCAAAACACCAGUGCGGUCUUUUAAAUGAGUUUUAAACAUGCUGCUCUGCUGAUUCAGGCAGAACUGCUCACUGUUGCGCUCGAAGAUGUGAAUAAGGAUACUUACGGUACCACUUCCGUUCAAGGGUUCGAGAAUCAGUAUCUAGCUUUAUGUUGCAAUGACAAAAUGAAUGGGCAUAAAUCCUGCGAUCUAAGUCACGUCCCACUACAAACAACCUUGUUCUGUCCACAUUUCUGUUCAACAAUAUGUACUUUGUAUGAGAUUGUUGUUUUUUUUGCAAAUAGUUGCAGGUGUUAGCAAGCAUGAAACUAAAGCAUGUUGAACAGUUAAAUAGAGCGGUUAUCUUGUAGAUUAAGUAGAUUAAUAACAGCUCUUUGUUUGUGUUAAUUAUGCAUUCAAACCAGACACAUACUAGUGCAAAAGUCCGUAAUAUGAUGUAGAAUCUGCACUUAGUCCAACAGACUCUCAGGUAGAAUAUGAGAUAGUUCAUGCACUUUAAUACAAAUCUGAUAGCGAGAAAAAUGUAUUGAUAUAGAGAAUGAAGCAAAAAGCACAUUUGAAUGCAAAGAUUACAUCCCAUUGAAGUAAAACCCCCUUUCUGAGCUCUUUUUGCAUCUUUGGAAACUUUCUACCUUGUUUUUAUAUUUCUUAACUAACAAUUGUAGUACUUGCAGUGGCAUGUUGCAUUAGUUUUACAUUCCUUUUGGUUUAGACCUCACUUAAUCUAACCCAAACUCCAGGCAACAAAAAUAAGUUUUGUAAUUGUUAGUUUAUUUGACUAAUAAUCUGUCAGUUAAAGCUGUUGAACUGAAUGUAGAGAAAAGAAGAGAAGAAUUUAGUGUUUGGGUGAAUCUCACAAGAAAAUGUCUGUCAUUUCUGACCCCAAAAUCAAAAGACAAAAUAAAUAAAUUAUAUUUUGCAUGCAGAAAAUGAUUUUGUUUUCUUUUUUUUCUCAUUGUGACAUUACUUUCAUGACAAUUCUCAAAUUAAUAUAAUGUAAUCCCCAAAUUCUUAUUACUAUGAUGUGAAAAAAUGUAAUUCUCAUUAUAAUACAUAAAAUAAUUGUCAAAAUAUGAAUAACUACAGUAUUGACCAACACAAAAUAGGUAUCGUUUAAAAGCUUAGAAACUCUAAUUUACAAUGCAUGCAGGCAUUAUGACCUAAAGUGAACUAGUGCUUUGAAAUUCGCAGACAAAUCAGAAUCGUUCCAUUUUUAUAAUUAUUUUGAUAUAAAUUUGUACUGUACAUAUAUUACAGUCGUGUCAUAUUUUGUUGGAAAGCUCUCAAAGAGUAGAAUACAAACAGUAGAAUUGGUGUUGAUUAUAUGCCACGUUUCACUUAUAACUUCACGAAAAAUAAACGGAACAUUAUAUAUCACAAUCCAUACUUAGAGGAGGUGAUUAUCUUCCAAACGAGUCCAAACACAAGGUAAUCAGAUGCAUAGAUCGUAAGAUAAUCCACAUGAAGCACAAUGUUACAUAUGGCCACCAGAAGAUGGCGCCAAGUAAAUGACAGCGACUCAUUGAGUCUCCAUGCUAUGCAAACCUUUAGUCAUUGUUGUGUUUGUAUGUGUAAUUAGUUCUUAUGUACAAUUAUUAUGUUUUAUUUAUAUGGAGAGGCUUUAGACACAUGGAGUCGUUUUUGGACACAAUGAUAAAUUAUUAUUGCUAUAACUUUUGAUUGCUUUCCUUAUUUACACCCAGAGAUAUCUAAUGUCAAAUAAGAAAAAAUAAUAAUAAUAAUUUUUGACAAAAUUUCAGAUUUUUCAGCAGUUUCUUAGGAUGAGAGUCUCAGAAUUUAUCAUAAUCUAUAUCAUUAAAACAUUUUCUUUACAAUGAUUCCAAACACUUGACCCUCCCUGUGUGUGUGUGUGUGUGUGUGUGUGUGUGUGUGUGUGUGUGUGUGUGUGUGUGUGUGUGUGUGUGUGUGUGUGUGUGUUUUCUCU